Nerophis lumbriciformis (worm pipefish) is the source of this 633-nucleotide messenger RNA. Lineage: Eukaryota; Metazoa; Chordata; Actinopteri; Syngnathiformes; Syngnathidae. The record is from RefSeq and is a predicted model, not a curated record.
AUGUGGAGCGGCCAGUUUGACUCUUCGUCGUCUGAAGAAGGCGACGACGGCCACGACGAUGACACACCUUUUCAGAUUUCCUGGGUUCCUUUGUCUGAAGUGGGCUCUUCCCAGUUUGUGGGCAUCUGUUCCCUUCCAGGUUGCAGGUUCAAAGACAUCCGCAGGAGUUUGCAUAAAGACGUCGAAGAGCUGCGCAAUCAGGGCGUACAGGACGUGUUUGUGCUGUGCACGCGCGGCGAGCUUUCAAAGUACCGCGUGCCCUCGCUUCUGGAGGUCUACCAGCAGAAGGGCCUCAUCGUACAUCACAUGCCAUUCCCCGAUGGGGAGGCGCCCCAGCUGGAGCUGUGUGCACGCAUCCUGGACCAGCUGCAGCACAGCCUGGAGGCCGACCGCAGGACUCUCAUCCACUGCUAUGGAGGUCUGGGCCGGUCUGCAUUAAUCACCGCCUGCCUGCUCAUCCAGCUUUCCAUCACCAUGACGGCCAACCAAGCCAUCGAUAUUUUGCGGGAGCACCGAGGACAUGGAGCUAUUCAAACCGUCAAACAAUACAACUUUCUGCAUGAGUUCCGAGAAAGAUACAGCACCUACCAAGAAAGCAGUGACGUUGACAUGGAGCGCUCAGUUUCUCGAUGA